This is a messenger RNA of Blepharisma stoltei, 420 nucleotides long. The record is from the annotation of a GenBank genome assembly. NCBI's taxonomy places the organism in Eukaryota, Ciliophora, Heterotrichea, Heterotrichida, Blepharismidae.
AUGGACGCAGAAACUCUUUCACCCCAGCAGCUCCAUGCAAUUAAAGGCCAGCUUGAAGAAGAACUCGAAAAACUCACAACAUCUUUUGCCCAGCUCAGACAUGCAAGAACAAAAUACAUGGCAUCCAGAACUGCCCUUGAAGAUUUAGAAGCAAGAGACGUACUUGUGCCUUUAACCGCAAGCGUCUAUGUCCCUGGCAGGCUGAUUGAGCCUAAUAAAGUCAUGGUCGAGAUCGGAACUGGUUAUUUUGUCGAAAAAACCAGAGACGGCGGCAAAGAAUUUUGUGAAAGAAAAAUGAAGAUGCUGAGGGAGAAUAUGGACAAAGUCUCAAAUUAUAUUAAUCAAAGGAGAAAGACUUUGGAUUUAGUCGUUCAGACAUUGCAAAAGAAAAUAAAAGAGCAGCAAGCAGGCACGAAUUAA